UCGAGAAACCAAAGGCUACCGUUCUCUGGCGAACCGACCGGGCCAUAAUUGACGAAGCCGCUUAGCUUUACCGUCCGGGUUUCAAGCGUACUUCUCAUGGUUAAUGCGGAGACCACGAUCUCGCCGUCUCCGAUCCCUGCCUCAGGCCGUGCUCUUUCCGUUCCCCUUCCUCCUCUAACUGCCGCCGUCUCCUCUUUGAGGUUGGGAUUCCAUCUCCGUCUUCAGAAUGGGUUCUGGUUUAUUACUGGAAACCAUCUCCGUGUGGAGAGACCCGUCCAAGUGCAGGCCUCCCCACCUCCUCCGAUGGAAUCCUCUCCUCCAACCUCCUCGACCCUAUUUCCUCGUCGUCGGAUCUCGGAAACCCAUCGGGUUCCCCCUCAGAUGCACUCCGAGGCCGCCGUCCGCCACCGCCGAGAAGAAAAAGGAUCGCCCCCCGGGCGCGGCGCUGCGAUUCGUCCUUGAUACCUUGGACAGGCUCAAGAAACCGGCGGCCGCCAUCGUCUUGCUCGGGUUCCUCCUCACCGUCGAUCCGUGUGGCGCCCUCGCGGCGUCAGGGGGACGGAUGGGCGGGACGGCCUUCUCCUCCUCGUCCUCUCGGUCGCACUCGUCCUCUUCCUGGUGUUACUCGGAUCCUCCCGUCUCAAGCCUCUCUUACUCGGCGCCCUACUACACUCCCUCGCCGUUCGGAGGGGGGCUCUACGUGGGGCCGGCCGUCGGCGUGGGUUUCGGCGCGGGGUCGGGCUUCUUCCUCCUCAUGUUGGGGUUCGUGGCGGUUAUUUUGCUCUCUGGGUUCCUCCCGGAUCGAGCAGACGAUUGGAGCGUCCUCACGGCCACGCAAAGGACCAGCGUCAUCAAACUUCAGGUUGGCCUGUUGGACACUGCACGAUCGUUUCAAAAAGAUCUUGAUCAGAUUGCUGAAGCUGCAGACACAUCUACUGCAGAGGGGUUGAAUUACAUUUUAACAGAGACAACAUUGGCUUUGCUUCGUCAUCCAGAUUGCUGCAUCUCUGCUUACUAUUCUGUGGACAUGAAACGUAGUAUCGACGAUGGGGAGAAAUGUUUCAAUCAACUUUCAAUUGAAGAGCGAGGUAAAUUUGAUGAAGAGACACUUGUGAAUGUGAACAACAUUAGAAGACAAAAAACAAGCAAGAAAACAUUCAAAAGUUUCAGCAACGAGUAUAUUGUGGCCACGAUUCUGGUUGCUGCUGAGGGUGUAUACAGACUACCUGUCAUAAAUGGCAGCGGGGACUUGAAAGAGGCACUGCAGAAGCUCGGUUCUAUACCUUCUAGCAAAACACUGGCUGUGGAGGUUUUAUGGACACCACAAGAUGAGAAUGACACCCUUUCAGAAAGGGAGCUUCUCGAGGACUAUCCACUUUUGAGACCCUUGUGAGAGAAACUAUUUUGUUGUAAUUUGCUUGGCUUGUGGAUAAAAUAUGUGCAUACUCUACUAAUUGCUUGCUUGGGCUCUCAAAGAAGACAUCAAAAAUUCCA
Messenger RNA from Musa acuminata subsp. malaccensis (wild Malaysian banana), 1494 nucleotides. RefSeq names its product FLUCTUATING-LIGHT-ACCLIMATION protein 1, chloroplastic. NCBI's taxonomy places the organism in Eukaryota, Viridiplantae, Streptophyta, Magnoliopsida, Zingiberales, Musaceae. The record is from RefSeq and is a predicted model, not a curated record. Gene Ontology annotation, cellular component: chloroplast.